Molecule: messenger RNA, 991 nt
Organism: Cannabis sativa
Lineage: Eukaryota; Viridiplantae; Streptophyta; Magnoliopsida; Rosales; Cannabaceae
Product: serine/threonine-protein kinase ATG1t
Biological process (GO): peptidyl-serine phosphorylation; autophagy; protein autophosphorylation
Cellular component (GO): cytoplasm; autophagosome
Molecular function (GO): ATP binding; protein serine/threonine kinase activity
Source: RefSeq, a predicted model, not a curated record
AUGAAUUCUUGGAUACAAGAACAUGAGAAAUAUGGAGCAUUGGAUUUGGAACAUGGAGCAUUGGAUUUGGAACAUGGAGGAGCAUCGAAUUUGGAUUUGGAUUUGGAAUAUUGUUCAGGUUUUAAUGAGGAGAGAAUUGUUGGAAGAUGUAUUUUAAGAAAACUACAACGAAAUGGAGGCGAAAAGAAUGAAAAUGGAGAGUAUGUUCUGAAAUCGAAGGUGGGAGAGGCCUCCUUCUCCACAGUAUGGAAGGCGGAGCACAUCGUCAAUGGACACCAAACGGCGGUGAAGCUGGUCUACCUCUCCAACCUCAAUACUCCACACAUGCGCAGCUGCUUCGACUGCGAGUUCAAUUUCUUGUCCUCCGUCAACCAUCCCAACAUCGUCCGCCUCUUCCACAUUUUCCAUGGUAAAGAUUGCAUUUUUGUGCUUGAAUUAUGUGAGGGUGGAAAUCUAGCUUCCUAUAUACAUCUACAUGGUAGAAUUCAAGAACACAUUACAAGACGAUUUAUGCAACAGCUUGCAGUUGGUUUGGAAGUAAUGCAAUCUCAUCACAUCGCUCAUAGAGACUUGAAGCCUGAGAAUAUUUUAUUGUCAAGCACAGAGGGUGAUCCGGUGUUGAAAAUGGCUGAUUUUGGUCUCUCAAGAUGCAUACACCCAGGUGAUUAUGCUGAGACAGUUUGUGGAUCUCAAUUAUACAUGGCGCCAGAAGUUCUUGCAUUCCAAAGAUAUGAUGAAAGAGUACAAAUGUGGAGUCUUGGUGUAAUCCUUUUUGAGCUUCUUAAUGGGUAUCCCCCUUUUAGUGGAAGGAAUAACUUUCAGGUCCUCAAGAAUAUAAAAUCUAGUACAUGUCUUCCAUUUUCUCAACGUGUUCUUCCUGAAUUACAUUUAGAUUCUGUUGAUAUGUGUGCGAAAUUGCUGUCUCUGAAUCCAAGUUUGUUGAGUUGACAUUAUCUAUUCGACGAUUACAUUCUUAUUCUAUUCUCAAUCC